This is a messenger RNA of Mauremys mutica (yellowpond turtle), 4791 nucleotides long. Its product is annotated as unconventional myosin-Vb-like. Gene Ontology annotation, cellular component: cytoplasm; myosin complex; vesicle. The transcript is spliced from 33 exons. NCBI's taxonomy places the organism in Eukaryota, Metazoa, Chordata, Testudines, Geoemydidae. The record is from RefSeq and is a predicted model, not a curated record. Bases 388 to 4791 code for a protein of 1467 amino acids. Gene Ontology annotation, biological process: vesicle transport along actin filament; actin filament organization. Gene Ontology annotation, molecular function: actin filament binding; microfilament motor activity; ATP binding.
UUCCCCCGGCUUUUCCUGCAGGGCACCCGGGUGUGGAUCCCUGACUGCCUGGACGUCUGGAAAUCUGCAGAACUAACCAGGGGCUACGAGGAAGGAGACAGCUUCCUCCAUCUCCGCCUGGAAGAUGGCUCGGAAUCGACCUUCCCCCUCGACCCCCGGUGCCCCCAGCUGCCCUUCCUGCGCAACCCCGACUACCUGUCAAGAGAGAACGACCUGGUGGCGCUGAGCUACCUCCACGAGCCGGCCGUGCUGCACACGCUCCGGACUCGCUUCCUGGAGACCAACACCAUCUACACCUACUGCGGUAUCAUCCUCGUCGCCAUCAACCCUUACAAGCAGCUGCCCAUCUACGAGGAGCUGGUUAUCUACGCCUACAGUGGCCAGAACAUGGGUGACAUAGACCCCCACAUCUUCGCUGUGGCCGAGGACGCGUACAAGCAGAUGUGCAGGAACAACGAGAACCAGUCGCUGAUCAUCAGCGGCGAGUCGGGUGCUGGCAAGACGGCGUCGGCCAAAUAUGCCAUGCGGUACUUUGCCCUGGUCGGGGGAUCCCUGGGUGACUCCAGCAUGGAGGAGAAGGUGCUGGCCUCGAGCCCCAUCAUGGAGGCUUUUGGAAAUGCCAAGACCACCAGGAAUGACAACAGCAGCCGCUUUGGGAAAUACGUGGAAAUCUGCUUCAGCCACGAGUAUCGCAUCGUCGGGGCCGCCAUGAAAACCUACCUGCUGGAGAAAUCCCGCCUCACCUUCCAGGCGAAAGCCGAGAGGAACUACCACAUCUUCUACCAGCUGUGCGCGUCGGCCGCGCUGCCGGAGUUCCAAGGCUUGGGCCUCGGUGGGGCUGAAUCCUUCCAUUACACCAACCAGGGGCAGUGCACGCACCUUGAGGCGACGGAUGAUGCCGCUGACCUGGAGAGCACACGAAACGCCUUCUCGCUGCUGGGGGUCCAUGAGUCAAGCCAGCUGGAACUGUUCAGCCUCCUGGCCUCUAUCCUGCACCUGGGCAACAUCCGGCUCCGAGCGAAGGACCGGCACGGGGAGAGCUGCUUCGUUGAGCCAGGCGACAAAGCCCUGGGCCUGUUCUGCGCACUGCUGGGCGUGGAGAAGUCCCAGGUCUCGCGCUGGCUCUGCUACCGCAAGCUGGUCACGGCCAGCGAGACCUACGUGAAGCCCAUGUCCAGGCAGCAGGCCCUGAACUCCCGCGAUGCCCUGGCCAAGCACAUCUAUGGGCAGCUCUUCAAGUGGAUCGUGGGCAGGAUCAACAAAGCCCUGCGGGCAUCCUGCAGGCAGCAGGCCUCCAUCGGCAUCCUGGACAUCUACGGGUUCGAGAUGUUCACAGUCAACAGCUUCGAGCAGUUCUGCAUCAACUACGCCAACGAGAAGCUGCAGCAGCACUUCAACCUGCACGUCUUUAAGCUGGAGCAGGAGGAAUACAUGAAGGAGGAGAUCCCCUGGACCUUCAUCGACUUCUACGACAACCAGCCUUGCAUCAACCUCAUCGAGGCCAAGCUGGGCAUUCUGGACCUGCUGAAUGAGGAGUGCAAGAUGCCCAAGGGCAGCGACGCGAGCUGGGCUCAGAAGCUCUACGACAAGCACCUUCCCCACAGCUCCCACUUCCAGAAGCCCAAGAUGUCCACAGAGGCCUUCAUUGUCCGCCACUUCGCGGGCAAGGUGGAGUAUCAGUGCAGCGGGUUCCUGGCGAAGAACCAAGACACUGUCCAUGCAGAGCUGAUCGGGCUCCUCCGAGCCAGCAAGUCUGCGCUGCUCGCCGAGCUCUUCCCAGAGGAGGGGGAUGGCAGCAUCGCCCCGCACGGCUCCAGGGUGCCCAUCCGCCCCGGCAGGAGGUCUCUGCCAGCUACAGACAAGGAGCACAAGAAACCCAUCUCCACCCAGUUCAAAGCGUCGCUGCACAAGCUCAUGGAGACCCUGAGCAGCACCGCGCCCCACUACGUGCGCUGCAUCAAUCCCAACGACCACAAGCAGCCCUUCGAGUUUGAUGCCAAGCGAGCAGUCGAGCAGCUGAGAGCCUGUGGGGUCCUGGAAACCAUUCAGAUCAGCGCCUCCGGCUACCCAUCCAGGUGGACGUACGUGGAGUUCUUUAGCAGGUGCAGGGCUCUGAUGCGCCCAGAGGAGCUGAUGGGCGGUGAUGAGAGGCAGACCUGCCGGCUUGUCCUUGAGAGGCUGCUGAAGGACCCUAGCAAAUACCAGUGCGGGAAGAGCAAGAUCUUCUUCCGUGCUGGCCAGGUGGCCUUCCUGGAGGAGCUGCGUGUCAAGAGGCUGAGAGCAGCCUGUGUCGUCCUUCAGAAGAGCGUUCGCUGCUGGUUGGCGAGGAAACACUUCUUGCGUAUGCGAACUGCAGCCGUCUGCCUCCAGCGCUUUUCCCGGGGCUUCCUGGCCCGGAGGCUCGCCAGGCACCUGAGGAUGAGCAACGCCGCUCUCAUCCUGCAGAACUUCUUCAAGAUGGCCCUGGCCAGGCGCUCGUACCUCCGCACCCAGGCAGCAGUGGUCACCAUCCAGGCCUUUGCCCGCGGCAUGUUCGCCAGGCGCCUGCACCGCCAGAUGGUGGCAAGCCAGAAAGCUGUGGUGAUCCAGAGCGCGGUGAGGGGCUGGCUGGCUCGCACCAAGUACCUUCGGGUGCGCAGGGCGGUGGUCUAUCUGCAGUGCUGCUACCGGCGCAUGCGGGCUCGCAGGGAGCUGAGGCGGCUCCGGAUCGAGGCCAAGUCGGUGGAGCACUACAAACAGCUCAACAAAGGCAUGGAGAUCAAAGUGAUGCAGCUGCAGUGCAAAGUGGAUGAGCAGGCCAGGAAGAUCUGGAGUCUCUCGGAGCAGCUGUCGGCACUGAGAGCCUCCCGCAGCGAGGAGGUGAAGCGGCUGUGCAGUGAGCUGCGGGGGCUGCGGGAGGACAAAGCGCAGGAGAAGCGCAUCCGGGAGCUGCAGGAGCAGCUGCAGCGCGUGGAGUCGGAGAAGAGCAGCUCGGAAGGCCGGCUGGGCCAGGAGAUGGAGGAGCUGAAACAGCGCCUGACUGAGCUGGAAGCCAUGAAAUCCAAUCUGAAGGAAGAGAAGGACGCUCUCAACCAGCGGAUCAUGGAGCAGUCGCAGGAGCUGGAAGACCAGCUGCGCCGGCGCGCGGCGGAGAGCCAGGAGCUGCUGUGCCAGCUGGAGGGGGAGAGGGCUCGCUACCAGAACCUGGUGAAGGAGUGCGCCCGCCUGGAGCAGUGCUGCGAGAACCUGCAGGAUGAGGUGGCCUUCCACAAGCAAACCCCCAGCCUCCAGAAGUCCCCUUCAUCUGACAGCAUCCUGGACUCCGAAUGCAGCUACCUAUUGUCUCUGUCGACAGCCCCGUCCCGGGAUGAUGCCGACCCGCAGAGCGAGCAGAACAUUGCGGAGAUCCUGGGGUUGAACAGGAGCCCGGAGAAGAUGGUGGAGGAAGACUCCAUGAUAGAGGAAGACUUGAAAUAUGCGUAUGAUGCUGUCCGGGUCUCCAAUAAGCUACUCAAGAGCCAGCUGCAGGAGCAGCAGCAGGAGCUGGAAGGUCUCCGCCUGGACGUCUGCUCCCUGAAGCAGCUGAGCAAGCAGCAGCAGAGCCUGAUCCAGGACCUGCAACUGCAGCAGGAGGAGGGCAGGCUCCAGCACCAGAUCGUCCAGCUGAAGAGAGAGAACCUGGAUCUGAAGGGUCAGCUGGAGAUGCAGGAGAAGAACAUGCUCAAGCUUCAGAAGCAGCUGAAAACCUCCAUGAAGCAAAUCCAGGAUCUCACAGCAAGCGGAGAGGCCCGGUUGCUGGAGCAGACGGUGGAAGAGAUGGAAAGGCCCUUCGAUGUCCCGUGCCCAGCGGGGGCAUUCGGGGGCAUGCUGGGGUGCAAAGCAGAGGAUGAAGGGCGCCACAUCAGGACCAUCAUCACAGAUUUCAAACCGCAGCACAGCCCCGGCGCCCUCCCCACACUGCCGGCCUACGUCCUGUUCAUGUGCUUCCGGUACGCGGACUCCGGCCACGACGAGCACGGGAUCCGCUCGCUCUUCGCCGCCGUCGUCAGCGGCAUCAAGCAGGUGGUGAAGAAGCACAGCGAGGACUUCGGCGUGGUGGCGCUCUGGCUCGCCAACACCUGCUGCCUCACCAACUGCCUGAGACAGUACGGCGGGGACCAGAGCUACCGGCUGGCCAACACCCCCAAGCAGAACCAGCACUGCCUAAAGAACUUCGACCUUGCCAGCCACUGCCAGAGCCUGGUCGCCGCCAUGCUGGAGAGCGAGACCAUGCAGGGCCUGUCGUCGCCCAGAUCCCCCAGUUACCGCAAGCAGCCGGCAGCUCCCGCCUACAGGCUGGACUCGCUCCUCCAGCAGCUCAGUUCCUUCCACGAGGCGCUGGGGAGGCACCAGCUGGAGCCCGUGGUCGUGGGCCAGGCCUUCCGGCAGCUCCUCUUCACUGUCAGCAGCGUGGCCCUCAACUACCUGCUCCUGAGGAGGGACGCCUGUUACUGGAGCCAGGGCCUCCUGCUCAGCUGCAAUGUGAGUCAGCUGGAGGAGUGGCUGCGGGCCAAGGGCCUCCAGCAGAGCGGCGCCAGGGAGGUCCUGCAGCCCCUCAUCCAGGCCGCCCAGCUGCUGCAGGUGACGAAGACGACGCAGGAAGAGGCUGAGGCCAUCUGCUGCCUGUGCACGGCGCUGACCACUCUGCAGGUGACCGGCUGCUCCAGGAGCUCGGGGGUGAUGGGCCACGGGCCUGGGCUCCGCCACCCUGGAGGGAUCAAAGCUCCCCAAAGGAGGGGGUGGUGCUGGGGGAGGCCGUGUGCAUUUGGGUAA